CACGGGUUACCCAUAACUAGUCUUUGAAUAGAGAACGCAGCAACAAAACCUCACCAGGUAUUUCUCUCAGAACUGUCUAGUGUUAAUCCCAAAAGUUGACACCCCUAGCAGAUUUGGAGAAUUCAGACCUGUAUGGUAAUCAGAAGAAAUUCAGCUGGUACAAGCUUGAGCAGCAGGUGGAAAUGGAUAGUCAAUGCAACAACAAUCAAGUCCUUCCCCGGAUCCAAGCUAACUCUACCAUGGAAAGACUUUUGCUACAAGUUACUGAAGCUACAACCAAUACCAAAGAUCAUGGUGAUCUGUUGGCAAAAACCAGAGCAAGGAGUAUACAAACUGAAUACUGAUGGAAGUUACGACAAAAAUAAUGGGAAUGCUGGACUAGGAGGAGCUCUCAGAGCUCUUAGAGAUGUAAAGGGACAACUGAUGAUGGCAUUUUCAGUAAAUUAUCAGUACACCAGUCACAACAUGGAAGAGGCUAAAACAGCCUGGUAUGGAGGGACCUGGUGCAAACAACAUGGCUACAACAAUCUUGUGAUAGAGCUAGAUUCUAUGGUGAUCACAGACAUGCUCAGAAACAAGAAUGCUGGGAGUUUCAAGCUCAACAAGAUAAUAGAAGAUACUAGUGAAGUGCUUUCAAAUGUCAAGUUUACUCAUUGCUUUAGGAAGGCUAAUCAACCUGCAGAUUGGCUAGCAAAAAAGGCAAUGAAUUCUCAUGACAACAACAUUUACUUAUCAGAAAAAGAGCUACCAAAUGGUGCAAAAGGACCUUACAUCUAGACAAAAGACAAGUUCCUUCCAUUAGGUUGAAAUUUGAUAAGGCUAAUUUCUUUGUUAGUUAGGCUAACUUCAUUUAUAGUAUGGGAUUGAGCAAUAAGUUCUUUUUUGCUGGAAGCUCAAUC
Messenger RNA from Lycium barbarum (goji berry), 899 nucleotides. RefSeq lists its product as uncharacterized. The coding region runs from base 133 to 777 and encodes 214 amino acids. The record is from RefSeq and is a predicted model, not a curated record. The transcript is spliced from 2 exons. Gene Ontology annotation, molecular function: RNA-DNA hybrid ribonuclease activity; nucleic acid binding. Lineage: Eukaryota; Viridiplantae; Streptophyta; Magnoliopsida; Solanales; Solanaceae.